This is a messenger RNA of Closterium sp. NIES-65, 4131 nucleotides long. NCBI's taxonomy places the organism in Eukaryota, Viridiplantae, Streptophyta, Zygnematophyceae, Desmidiales, Closteriaceae. The record is from the annotation of a GenBank genome assembly.
AUGCCGCUACUAUACUCAACGUCACAGGCGGAGGCCUACACCGAGCCGCCGAUCCCCGACGGGUGCAUCGCGGAGGUGGCGGAGGCCGACCGGGAAGCCGUGCGCGCGGUGUACGCGGCGCUGCCCGAGGGGAUGUUCUCCUGGCACGACGACAACGCGGCGCUGCCCGAGGGGGUGUUCUUCUGGGACGACGGCAUGUUCGACCAACACGGAAACGUCACGUACUGUUACAUUGUGCCCUCGCCCUGCGACUGGAUCUCCGACUUGAGCCCGUUCCAAUGCACGCCCGCCGGCCGCAUAACGGGCAUUUUUUCCGACCCGAGCCGCCAGGACAUGCCCGGGCCCGUUGGGAGCGGAGGAAGCUGCCCGCCCGGCGCGCUGUCGCCCGCCAUUGGCGACCUCGCGGAGCUCUCGUCGCUUGUUUUCCGCCACUCGUGCCUCGCCGGAAACCUGCCAGACUCCGUCACGCGCCUCCAGAAGCUGACGGAAAUCGUCAUGCCCGAAAACAACUUCUCCGGGCCCAUUCCGCCGGGCCUCUUCCGCCUGCCCGCGCUCCGCCACGUGGAUCUGAGCACACUCAGUACCGACCCGGAUUUUCAACUUCCGUUUCAAGGCCUAUCGGGGUCCCUUCCUGACGGGCCCGACGCGUACUCUUCGUCUUUGGAAGAGGUUAUCCUGUCCGGCAACGCGCUCUCGGGGGAGCUUCCGCGCGCCCUUCUCCGCGCGCCUGCGCUGCGCCAGUUGGACCUGCAGAGCAACAACUUCACGGGGGAACUCCCAGGUGAUGCGGGCGCGUAUUCGCGGAGCAUUACUGCGCUCAUCCUGCGCAACAACAGCCUGUCCGGCGCCAUUCCGCCCGCGCUGGCGGAGAUGACGGCGCUGGGGAAACUCGACCUGGGGGAGAACCGUCUAUCCGGCGCGGUGCCCGCUGCGCUGCGCGACUCCCUCAAGGCGCUCGACGAGGUGCGGCUCGACAGCAACGCGCUCACUGGGCCGUUCUGCGACGCGCUUCUGCCGGCACGCGAGCUCUGGCUGGGCUUCAACGACCUGGGCGGCGCCAGCGGCGGCGGCGGCGGAGGUGAGGAGGAGGAUGAGGGCUCUCUGCAGAGCUGCGUGCUUCCCGCGAAGCUACAGCUACUCAGCGCUCCGCACGCGGGGCUGCGGGGGGACGUUCCGCCCGACCUGUUCCUCGCGACGAACGCGCAGUCGGGGCGCAGGCUCUUUCGUGGGUUUAUGAUGGACCUGAGCCACAACAGCCUCUCGGGCAGCCUGAAAGCUUUCACGGUGCUUCCGUCCGGGGCUUUGGAUCUGUCGCACAACAACUUCUCCGGCGGCAUUCCCGAGGCGUUUUACAGAGAAUUUUCGCGCGUGGACCUGCGGUUUAACGACCUGCAGGGGCCGCUGUUCGACGCGCGCUCGGACUCGCGGUAUGGUCAUUGGAGUUACGACUGGGACGUGCUGCGCGUGAGCAACAACAGCGCGCGCAUGGCGGGCGCCGUGGGCGCGGGGUACCUCCCCGCGCCGGCGCCUGACGUGCGGACCUCCGCUGCGGAGACUGCUGCGCUGCUGGCGGUGCGCAAUGCACUUCUGGGGGAAGCCGCAGGAGGUGAAGCAGCGGGAGGAGCAGGGGGGGGCGCAGUGGCGAAAUCGGUGGCGGAUGGCGGAAACAGCUCGUGGGCGGAGAUACUGCGCAGCUGGGACGCGAGCAGCAGCAGCGCGUGUGCGUGGUACGGCGUGGGAUGCACGGAAGACGGACACGUGGACACGCUGCACCUGAUAGGCGCUUCUAAGGUCUUGCUGCACCCCAACUUCGUCCCGGAAUCGCCCGAAUGCUGGUACGACCAGUAUGGCGACCAGACAUGCGCGCACGACGUUCCGCCGCCUCCCAAUACGGUGUGGUUCUUCCUGCAGGGCCUGCAUGGCGGCAGCGCUAGCUCCGGCAGUGCGAGUGGGAGUCUGUCGGAGGCGUUGGGGCAGCUGACGCAGCUCACCUCGCUGCGCAUCUCCGGGCACGUUCUCUCCGGCGGCCUGCCGCCGACCCUCUCACGCCUCUCUCACCUCGUCGCUCUCGACCUCUCCUCCAACCGCCACCUCUCCGGCUCCAUCCCUCCGGGCCUCUUCGCCCUCCCCUCGCUGCGAGAGCUCUCCCUCCGCGGGAACAACCUCACGGGAGAGGUCCUCCCGACCACCACUGCAGCAGCAGCAGCAGCAGCAGCAGCAGCAGCAGCACUGUCUCUGUCACCGAGCUUGGAGAGUUUGGACGUGGGGGGGAACGCUCUGUCGGGGUCCAUUCCAGCUGCCGUGAGUCUUCUGGCGGGGCUGACGCGCCUGGCGCUGGACCACAACCGGCUGGACGGCAGCUUGCCAAGGGAGCUCGGCGCGCUCUGGAUGCUCACACACCUGCAGCUGCAGGGGAACGCCCUCCAGGGGGACGUCUCUGCACUCGCUGCCGCCUUCCCCCCCCCUGCUGCUGCUGCUUCUGCUGUUGCCAGCGAUGGCAGUACCGCCGACUCUGCUGCCUUGUGGGGCCUCCGCGGGGUGUUUCCGCUGCUGACCCGUCUAGACGUCAGCAGCAACGAGCUCUCGGGCGAUGUAGCCGCGCUCUUCCCUCUCCGGCCAUACCUCCACACGCUGAACGUCUCACACAACCGUCUCACGUGCAGCCCCAGCAAAGCCUCGUGGAGCACCACCUACAUGGACCUGUCACACAACCGCAUCCGCACCCCGCUGAAAGACCUCUUCGGGAACUCCUACGGAUUCUACUCGAGGGUGCUGCGUCUGUCACACAACCAGCUGUCGGGACCCAUCCCUGCCCCUCUCCUGGGACGCAUAUUGUCGGGCGAGUUGGACCUGUCUCACAACCUGCUCACGGGUUCAAUUCCUGCCGUCACAGCUUACACGGAGACGCUUGAUCUGUCGUACAACCAGCUGUCUGGAACCAUUCCCAAGCUCAUUGGCUCCCUGAAAUCUUGGGACUUGUCCCACAACCACCUCACCGGAAAAGUUCCACCGACACCGCCUGGCAUGGUGCAUCUGAACGUGAGCUGGAACCAGCUUGAUGGGAUUGCCACGUGGCAAGAUCAAGAUGGUCGGUGGUUGGAAAGUCUGGACGUGUCUCACAAUGCAAUGGCUGGAAAUCUGCCGGUUUUGGGUCACAGAUUUGGGCUGCUGAGCCUGACCUACCUGGACCUCUCCUACAAUACAUUCUCUGGCACUCUUUCAGAAAAGUCCUUCCCAUUUUGGGGGAACGUGACAGCUGCUCCAGCAAGGAUGGUGCAUACGUGUGGGGCAGAGGUUCGGCUGAGCCACAAUGAGCUCACUGGGAGCAUCUCUAGUUCCGUCUUCUCCGCGUGCCUCUCCCUGCUUGACCUCUCCCACAACCAGUUCUCUGGCCCCAUCCCAGUCCCUCCCCAAGGGAACAGCCAGAGCUCCUCCCUCGUCCCCCUCUCCCACUUGGACCUCUCUUCCAAUAAACUCACAGGAAGCAUCUCCAAUGCUCUUGUCACCGGCCUCACAGCCCUAUCCCACUUGGAUCUCUCCAACAACCUGCUCUCAGGCUCUCUGCCCCGCUCACUAGCCCUCGCCCCCGCGCUCACCCACCUGGACCUCUCACGCAACAAGCUCAAGGGCUCCCUGCCUGCCUUCUGCCAGGGCAAGCAGCGCCUCGCCUCUCUCCUCCUCUCCUCCAACGCUUUCUCCGGCCCCCUCUCCUCCCUCCUCCCCUCCUCCUCCUCCUCCUGCGCCUCCUCCCUCAUCUCUCUAGGCAUCUCCAACAACCAGCUCUCCGGCUCACUCCCCGAGUCCCUCUCACGCUUCACCACUCUGCACUCCUUACAAGCUUCGCGCAACCGCAUGAGUGGCAGCAUCCCUGCAGGGCUGGCGUCGCUGACAGCCCUGCAGGAGCUGGACUUGUCGUGGAGCGGGCUGUCAGGCACCAUCCCUGCGCUGCUGCGUGCUGCUGCCCCCUCCCUGCAAGUGCACCUCGCUGGCAACGCCCUCUCUGGCUCUGUCCCCCCCUCUCUCUCCGACCUGCCCACCUCCUGCUUCCGCCCCGGCAACCCCAAGCUCUGUGGGAAGCCCCUGCCUGACUGCAAGAAGCGCUCUACCAAGCCCAGGAAGGGCCGCGUGUAG